Molecule: messenger RNA, 1817 nt
Organism: Gadus macrocephalus (Pacific cod)
Lineage: Eukaryota; Metazoa; Chordata; Actinopteri; Gadiformes; Gadidae
Gene: sap30bp
Product: SAP30 binding protein
Biological process (GO): regulation of DNA-templated transcription
Cellular component (GO): nucleus
Source: RefSeq, a predicted model, not a curated record
CGUACAUACAGUGCGACUCUCAGUGCGUUUAUGCGACGGGUGCUAGCAAUGGCGAGCGGAAAGAAGAGUUCGCUUCUCUCGUCUUUGGCAGAUUAUGGAGACGAUUCAGAGCCCGAUUCUGACAUCGAAGACGAAGAUACAGGAACAGAGGACCGAUGGGGAGGUCUCGUCUCCGCCAGCUACGGAGAAGAUGACAUCAGCCGGGUAGAAGACCCAGAGAAGGGCCCAUCUGAAGAUGAGGAGAGCGGAGAAAGCUCCCGUCACUCUGAAAUAGAGGAAUCGGACGAGGGGAAGGAUGCGGACGAUGUGAAGGAGAUCCCAGAAGCAGAGAAGAAGAACCCUCACGAGCUUGUCGCGCUCUUCUCUGAGAAAGUGAGGAACAUGUCGCCGGACAAGAUCCGGAUUCCCUCGGAGCCGGCCGGUCGCUGCCCCAGCCACUUACAGGAGAAGAUCUGCAAGCUGUACGAGAGGAAGCUGCAGGAAGCUUCGACACCAACAACCACAUCCAGAAGAAGAAGGAGUUCAGGAAACCCCAGUAUCUACGAGAAGCUGAUCCAGUUCUGUGGCAUCGACGAGCUGGGGACCAACUACCCCAAGGACAUGUUCGACCCCCACGGCUGGUCGGAAGACUCCUACUACGAGGCCCUCGCUAAAGCCCAAAAGGUGGAGAUGGACAAAAUGGAGAAGGCCAGGAAGGACCGAACAAAGAUUGAGUUUGUGACUGGCACCAAAAAGGGCACCACCUCCAGCGCCACCAGCACCACGGCCACAGCCGAGGCUCAGAAGAGGAAGAGCAAGUGGGACUCUGCGGUUCCGGUGACCGUGGCCCAGCCUCCGCUGCUCCCGGCGGCGGGGCCCAUCCCCGGGGUGGUCUCCGUGACGACCACCGCCAGCGGAACCAAGACCACCGUCAUAUCGGCGGUGGGCACCAUCCUGAAGAAGGCCAAGCAAUGAGAACGUGGUGGUGGUGUGUGUGUGUGUGUGUGUGUGUGUGUGUGUGUGUGUGUUGUUUCAGUCUCAGAUUUACUGACCCUCAGUUUGGACAGUCCUGUUCCUGACCCUGGUCACAGCUGGACUACGGUCCUCAGUUCCUGACCCUGGUCACAGCUGACUACAGUCCUGUUCCUGACCCUGGUCACAGCUGGACUACAGUCCUCUCAUCCUGACCCUGGUCACAGCUGGACUACAGUCCUGUUCCUGACCCUGGUCACAGCUGGACUACGGUCCUCAGUUCCUGACCCUGGUCACAGCUGGACUACGGUCCUCAGUUCCUGACCCUGGUCACAGCUGGACUACGGUCUCAGUUCCUGACCCUGGUCACAGCUGGACUACAGUCCUGUCCUGACCCUGGUCACAGCUGGACUACGGUCCUCAGUUCCUGACCCUGGUCACAGCUGGACUACGGUCCUCAGUUCCUGACCCUGGUCACAGCUGGAUCAGUUCAGGCGGUUGGCUUCUGUUGAAGCUCCGCAUGGACCCUCUGUCUGCAGUCACAAUGGUUCUGUGUCUUAGAUCUCCAUGUUCUCCACGAUAGAAAUGUUGGGCUCAACGUUUGUAGAUGACCUCCUUUUGGAUUCCAAAGCCAAGGAGUUUUCCAGGAACUUCUGCUCACUGUUUUCACAACUCUCCUCCCCCCCCCCCCCCCCAAAACCUCUCCCCCACAACGGCAUUCAUGUUUAAUUGGCUUCUUGUCAUGUUAUUUUGUCCUUGUUCUUUUCCAACUGCCCAUUUGAAUGCCAAACUGAGUGUUGUUUUUUAAACAGUUGUACAUAUGUAUCAGUUCUCAAAAUUAAAUUGACUAACUGCAUCUUUUCAAA